CAUCGACAACAAUCUCAAACUAAGAACACUGAAGAUCCUCGAGACUUGGAUCCUCCUCCAUUAGAUCCCCAAACCAUGGAUCCUUCAUCCUCCUCGCCUUCUCUUGGCUCAGAUAAUAAGUUGCCCAUUCCGGAAAGUUAUCUUCGUUUGUCUCCUUCCUAUUUAUCUUUUGUUUCCUCCUUAUCCUCCCUUAAGAUUCCUAAUAAUAUUCAUGAGGCACUUGAUUAUCCUGGAUGGCGACAAACCAUGGUUGAUGAAAUGCAGGCACUUGACCACAAUGGUACUUGGGACCUUGUUCCUCUUCCUCCUGGUAAGAAGCUUGUUGGUUAUAGAUGGUUGAAAUGCUUCGUAUAUUCUGUUAACUUCAUUAAUUUGUUGAUCUUCUCACAUGUUAUUGAUUUUGAUGUCAGACUUGCCGCAAAUUGGCCCUCUGUAAUGCAAAUAGUUCGGCUUAUAUCUCAGGACCACAUGAAUAACAAACAAUAUGUAGGAAAGGCAGAUUUCCUAGUUUUUCGGGCAAUGAACCCACAUGGAUUUCUUGUUCAGCUGCAGGAAAAGAAGCUGUGUGCAGUCAUUCAAUUACCAUCACAGACGUUGCUACUAUCUGUUUCUGACAAAGCCUUCCGCUUGAUUGGGAUGCUUUUUCCCGGGGAUAUGGUUGUUUUUAAGCCACAAUUGUCCAGCCAGCAGCAGCAACAAAUGCAGCAACAGCAUCAGCAGAUGCAAUCACAACAGCAGCAUCUUCCCCAGUUGCAACAGCAGCAGCCACUUCCUCACAUGCAGCAACAGCAACUUCCUCAGAUGCAACAACAGCAGCAACAACUCCAGCAGCAGCAGCAACUUCCUCAGAUGCAACAACAGCAGCAGCAACUUCCUCAGAUGCAACAACAGCAGCAGCAGCUUCCUCAGCUACAACAGCAGCAACAGCUGCCUCAGGUCCAACAGCAGCAGCAGCAGCUUUCUCAAUUGCAACAACAACAGCUUCCACAAAUCCAACAACAGCAACAGCUACCUCAACUCCAACAACAAAUUCCACAACUACAGCAACAGCAGCAGCUUCCACAAAUACAGCAACUUCAGCCUCAGCAGCAACAGAUGGUUGGGGCAGGAAUGGGUCAAGGCUAUGUUCAAGGCCCUGGGCGGUCACAGCUGGUUUCACAGGGACAAGUUUCUUCCCAGGGAACAACAAACAUUGGUGGAGGGGGAUUCAUGAGUUAUGUCUUGGUGAUAAGAUGCUUCGUAUAUUCUGUUAACUUCAUUAAUUUGUUGAUCUUCUCACAUGUUAUUGAUUUUGAUGUCAGACUUGCCGCAAAUUGGCCCUCUGUAAUGCAAAUAGUUCGGCUUAUAUCUCAGGACCACAUGAAUAACAAACAAUAUGUAGGAAAGGCAGAUUUCCUAGUUUUUCGGGCAAUGAACCCACAUGGAUUUCUUGUUCAGCUGCAGGAAAAGAAGCUGUGUGCAGUCAUUCAAUUACCAUCACAGACGUUGCUACUAUCUGUUUCUGACAAAGCCUUCCGCUUGAUUGGGAUGCUUUUUCCCGGGGAUAUGGUUGUUUUUAAGCCACAAUUGUCCAGCCAGCAGCAGCAACAAAUGCAGCAACAGCAUCAGCAGAUGCAAUCACAACAGCAGCAUCUUCCCCAGUUGCAACAGCAGCAGCCACUUCCUCACAUGCAGCAACAGCAACUUCCUCAGAUGCAACAACAGCAGCAACAACUCCAGCAGCAGCAGCAACUUCCUCAGAUGCAACAACA
Vigna umbellata (rice bean) is the source of this 1751-nucleotide messenger RNA. The record is from RefSeq and is a predicted model, not a curated record. Lineage: Eukaryota; Viridiplantae; Streptophyta; Magnoliopsida; Fabales; Fabaceae.